CCUAAGCCACAGCUCCUCCCCUCUCCCCUGCAUGGGUGCUGGUUGAGAUGGAGCUGAAUUGUGCAGGGUGAGGUGCCCCCAAUCCUGUCACCCACCAGUUUCACUUAGGGACCCAUGAGGUCACUGGUUUCUCAGCAGUCAUCAGCACAUAGGAAACAUGAAAAAGGAACUGCAGAAAAAAAGGAGAGGAGGCAGAGAUCCCGGCAGAGAUGAAGUCAUGGUAAAUCUGCUCCCACUGUGCUGAAAAGGGACCCGACAGGGAGAGGAAGUCUGCAGAUAGCCCACACCACCACCACAACAUGACUUUCACCAUGGUACUGCAUGUCUCAGCUCUGCUCCUGCUGCAAGGGGAUUUUCCGGGAGCUGGCAGUGAAACCAUAACCCUACAGGAAGGAGAGGACCUGAACCUCCGUUGUACCCUCAGCGGUGAUGGCAGAGCCACCAGGCAGUGGCUAAACCCCCGUGGGUUUACCAUUUUCCUUGACAAUCACUGGGCCUUAAGAGAUCUGAGGUACAAACUUACCCAUUAUUCAGAGGAUGAACUGUCUAUCAGACUCUCUAACGUAACAGUGCGUGAUGAAGGCAUAUAUAAAUGCUUCUACUACAGCACACCGUUCAAAAGCAAGAUGACAACAGUUGAGGUGUUAGCUGCUCCUUCUAAGCCUGUACUGCAAGUAUCCCAAGACACAGAAGGAAGCAUUACAUUAUCUUGCUAUACCCAAGGAUGUAAACCACAACCCCAGGUUACCUGGCUGUUGGAUAAUGGAAUACAGCUUCCGGGUGACACCAGGCACAAGUUAGAAGCCGACAGGAAGAAAUGGACCACAACCAGCACCCUCACAGUCCUGGCAUAUGGGCCCAACUCAACAGCCAGCUGCCUCGUUCACCACAAAGCACUGGGAGGAGGGAAGCUGACAGCAUCUUUCCAGUUCGAGGACGUUGCCAGGACAGUGACAAACACAACUCCUGUGUCAACUACGCUAGAGGUGGAUACGUAUGUCUCUGAGUAUGUGCAGCCUACAGCGACCACAGCAGAGUCAGGUCUGAACAGCAAUACAGACUUCUCGCCAAGCUACCCACAACAUAAUGGGCCCGGAGCAACAACAUCAGCUGCAGGGCCCAGAGCAACAACAUCAGCUGCAGCAGGAGAGCUGUCUGGUACCUCUGCUCACCACAUCCCUAAUGGCACUGAAACAGCACUCAAUGGCACAGUCACAGAGCAACUUUUCAGGACAGAAGCCUCCUUUCCAAGUGAAAACGUAACUCUGAUUUCCACCGUCACCGCUGAGAAAGGUGUGAAAUCUGAAGGCAUGAGUAAGAAGAAGAAGGAUUUCCUGCUGCCACUCUUGGUGGCAGUUCUCAUUGUCGUGCUGCUCAUCAUCGUAGUGCUUUUUGCAUGGAAGCUGAAAAAAGCUCAUGGAGUUUGGAAGAGAGAAAAUGAUACUUCAGACCAGACUUUGGAGAGUUAUAAAUCCAGAUCUAACGAAGAAAGCCCAGGCCAUGAGAAGAAGAGACAAGCUGUCAAUCAGAAAUCCAAUGUGCAGUAUGUAACAGAAGGAUAUGUGGAAGCAACACAGAAGAAUCCAAGUGAGAAAAACACUACAAUACCCGAGGAACAGUUUGCAUGUGGAAAAGAAACAGAUGUAUAGCAAAGGAAUCCUCCUAGCAAGCCUAUAAAAUGUACAGAAACACCACUGUUUUCUGGUAUUUAUGUUUCAGCAUUCACAAAUCAGUAUGAUUUCAGGAAGCAGACAUACAAACAGUUGAAAUCCCAAAGACAAUUCGGAUUGUUUUCCUCUGAAGAUUGGUAGAUAGGGACAGUGCUCCUACAUAUCUAUUCAUACAUAUGAAAACCGGCUUAGCUGCAGUCCUCAAAGGAUUUAAUUCACAGUUGGACUACGUGAUUUUAAUGAUCUUUUCCAACCUUUAUGAUUCCAUGAGAAUCAAUCACUGCCAGAAAUACAGGUCCUCAAUCCACCCUAAUUGCUAUUAAGGUCCUGGCAAGGAAAUUUGCAAUUAGUCCCAAGGAACACAGGAUAUGCAGAUAGUCAGCACCACUUCUGCCACUUCCCCUGCAAGCACAGGACUGACCAGGAAACUUUAGGUGAUGGAAACCAAUCGGGACUUCUAACAUCACAUCCUGACAACCAAACCUGGGCACCCAGCUGUAUUUAGCCAAACAUCCAGAUGUCAGAGGCAUCUAAAAACAACAUGGCUGUCCUCUAUGGAAAUCUCAAGUUGACAAAGGAGAAGAGGAACCACAUGGUGGGACUCUGCAACCCAGGGGUGAAUGCACUUGCCUGUGGUGAGCAAGCUGUGAGAAGCAGCAGGACAUUCCUUUCGCACAGCAACUCAGUGAUGUUAGCAGGGAGCUCUUCUGCAGGAACCUUGUGCUGUGGUUCUGUAAGGCACAACCAGGCCCCUGAAAUAAAGGGAAUGCUCUACACGAGAAAGCUGUAUUUAUUCUUCUCAUAAGGGAUGAUUAUUCCUCACCAGACUUUAUUCUGCAAACUGGUCUUGGAUAUCAAAUUAAGUAAAUGCCUUUGAAGUGACUGCUAGAAAUAUUUCGUUUUUAUGUGGAAAAAUGAAAACAUUACUUCAUUUCAGGAGGUUGUGGAUGCCCCAUCCCUGGAGGCAUUCAAGGCCAAGCUGGACAUGGUUCUGGGCAGCCUGGUCUGGUGGUUGGUGACCCUGCACCUAGCAGGGGGUUGGAACUAAAGUAUCAUUGUGGUCCUUUUCAACCCAGGCAAUUCUAUGAUUCUGUAAUUUUUGAUCUGGGGAGAGUAAGCAUUUUGUAUACAAACAUAGAUCUACCUGGCAGCUCACAGUGCAGAGCCCGGGCCAGGAACAAGAGGAACAAACACCAACAUCAAGUGUUUGCUUUGCACGUAUGAAACGUACAGAAAAAAACUGCCUUUGCAGAUGCAAUCUGUGCACAGGGAGGAAGCACAGCCCUCCCUUCGGCUGCGCCCCUCAGCGCCCCUCAG
Messenger RNA from Meleagris gallopavo (turkey), 2987 nucleotides. It is a transcript of the gene CRTAM, whose product is annotated as cytotoxic and regulatory T cell molecule. Gene Ontology annotation, biological process: detection of tumor cell; cell recognition; positive regulation of natural killer cell mediated cytotoxicity directed against tumor cell target. Gene Ontology annotation, molecular function: signaling receptor binding. NCBI's taxonomy places the organism in Eukaryota, Metazoa, Chordata, Aves, Galliformes, Phasianidae. The record is from RefSeq and is a predicted model, not a curated record. Gene Ontology annotation, cellular component: plasma membrane.